UCCGCCAUCUUUGUCGGCUAUCCAUUGUUCACACUGGAGCUAACAGCGGUGGCAAAUCAUUUCAUACUGCGCAAUAAAAUAAUUUGAGGGGGUCACAGGCAGCUGCCCGCGACAGUCGUGGAUUUGCUCUCAGGGUUGCGACUUGUUCUCGGCCAGCAAGUUCAGCAGAAUGGACGAUGACCAGCCCAAAACCCUGUAUGUGGGGAAUCUGUCCAGGGACGUGACAGAGGCCCUAAUCUUGGAGUUGUUUGGCCAGAUUGGACCUUGCAAGAGCUGUAAAAUGAUUGUAGAUACAGCAGGUCAUGAUCCCUACUGCUUUGUGGAGUUCUAUGAACAUAGACAUGCCACUGCCACAAUCGCAGCCAUGAAUGGUCGGAAAAUUCUUGGUAAGGAGGUGAAGGUUAACUGGGCCACAACCCCAACCAGCCAAAAGAAAGACACAAGCAGUCACUUCCAUGUCUUUGUUGGAGAUCUAAGUCCUGAAAUCACCACAGAUGACAUUAGAGCAGCUUUUGCUCCAUUUGGAAAAAUAUCGGAUUGUCGAGUGGUGAAAGACAUGGCCACAGGUAAAUCUAAAGGCUAUGGCUUUGUCUCCUUCUUCAACAAAUGGGAUGCAGAGAAUGCCAUACAGCAGAUGGGAGGACAGUGGUUGGGAGGGAGGCAGAUCAGAACCAACUGGGCCACAAGGAAACCUGCUCCUAAAAAUUCAAAUGAAGCUCCCAGUUCCAAACAGCUCUCUUUUGAUGAGGUGGUCAACCAGUCCAGCCCGAGUAACUGCACUGUGUACUGCGGAGGCGUCACAACAGGCCUCACAGAGCAAACUAUGAGACAGACCUUCUCGCCCUUCGGCCAAAUAAUGGAAAUACGUGUUUUCCCAGACAAAGGAUAUUCAUUUGUGAGGUUCAACUCCCAUGAAGCAGCAGCCCAUGCUAUUGUCUCAGUCAAUGGCACAUCCAUAGAGGGCUAUGUUGUUAAAUGUUACUGGGGCAAAGAAACAACAGACAUGGUCAGCCCCAUACAGCAGGUACAGAUGCCACAGCAGAACACAGUGAGCUUCGCAGCGCAGCCCUACAGUCAGUGGGGUCAGUGGUACAGCAACACGCAGCAGAUUGGUCAGUAUGUGCCCAAUGGAUGGCAGGUGCCGAGCUACGGAGUCUAUGGACAGACCUGGGAUCAGCAGGGCUACAAUCAUUUACACGCUGGGGCUGGAUGGACUGGUGUUGGAGCUGUGAGCAACGGGGGCAUGGUGGAGCCCGGACAGGGAGUCAACGGGACGGUGCUAACCAACCAGGCCGGCAUGAGCACUGCCGGCUUCCACACCCACUGAUCAGUGAUCAAAGUAGCCCUCUUUGAGCCUCUGAGGCCACAUGGAUGAUACUCUGCUGGGGGGAAGGAGCGCAUUAGAUGUGCUCUCUCUGUAACCACACAAAGUUAUUCUGUUAGCGAGGCUGGUACGCCAUUUUUACCAACCUCCACCAGCCCAUAACCUAACCCACUGCCCAAAAUCUGCAAGUGUACAGAAAUCAAUCCACUCCAGAACAAUUAAACACUGUUAAUAACAGCUAUCGCUAAUGCACCUUGCAUUCCCGGGCCCAUUUUAUUCUUUGGCGUAUUUUUGUACUGCCUCCAUAUAUCUGGCCAAAUGUAAAUGAAACAACCGUGUCAUGAUAUUUCUAGCACAGCCACAUGUUAGUUUAGAAGAAAAAGAAGUGUCCAAUAAUUAAAUCUAUAGUAAAACACCAGGUUUUGUUUAUCUUCAGCCCCUCAGAGCCAAAGAGCAAGGGCAGAAUUUUAUACCAAUGUUUAACAAUCAUACAGGGAGAUGAGGGUAUUGGUUUUGCCACAGAAAGUACUCAACAGUCCAUAAUAAUGUUUUGAGUAAGGGGUGCGAUUUUAAUUUUUCCUUGAAAGUGAAAACUAGUCCAGGCAAGUUCUCAGGGUGUUGUGAGGUCAUUCUGUGAAAAGUAGGAAAUCACUGAGUACAAACAGGCAGGUUGAGGGGAAAGUGGACGCCAUAAAAUAAGUAAAUUUCUGCGCUCCUUCUACGAUUCAUCUUCUGGAAACGGACUGAAUGGACUGAAUUCAAUCUGUGAAUACGAAAUGUGUGUGUGUGCUUGAGUGUGUGCAUGAACUCUGAUGCUUUUUACACACAACACAACGUCCAGUGUCAUCCCCCCUUCCCCCCCUGACAAACUGAAAGGACUACUCCAUCUUUUUGCUGUCAUUAUUACUCUUCAAAAUGCUGACAUUGUAUAAAGAGCUUUUUUGCCUUUUUGUGUUUAAUUUCGGGACUGUCUUAUAAAGAAAAAAACGUUGCAGUGACACCAUCAAAUCAUGCGACACGUUUCACCGUUUUAUGUUUGUUUAUAAAAGUGGCUGUCAACUGUCAACAUUAUUUUUUAAAUUAGAUUUUCAAUAUCUCAAAUAAAUCAAUUGCAGGGAUUACUGCCACUCUUAUCUUACUUAUAGGCAGACAAUAUUGCACAAAUACUUAAAAGUUAUCUUUCAAAAAAUUUCAAAUACUAGGGAUUUUUUUUAUGUUUUUGCAUUCCACUUUGUUUUGUAAUUUGCUUUUGGAACUCUGUUUUAUGUGACAGUCUGUUCAAUUGUACCGAUCUGUAUAAAGACAACAUGUUACUUGCUUCUGGUUGGGUAAUGGGUUCCAGAAACAGCUGUUUUGACAGUAGCAUCCCUGUCCAGUGCUGGUCCGUGUACAGUAGAGAAAGUGCGAGGUUUGAUUCUUCCAGAGGACGUGCAGCAUUGCUAUGUAAUGCAAAAAAGCCUUUUGAUUGACAAGUAAUAACAUAAUUUAAGUUAUUCUGUUGUUAUUCCUAAAUAACGAUUGUUUUUAUAGAUUAAGAAACAACCUUAUAGGAUCAGAUUUUUGCACUGUGGCCACCAUCAUUUUUAAUAUAGUUGGAAAAAAUCUAUUGUGUUGCCUUAUUAUCAGUGAGUUUCUUUUAAUUUAACCAAAAAGUCAUCCAAGAGUAGGCGGUGCCUAAGAAUGUUUUCAACCUAUGUUUUGGCAAGGGAAGUUCUGUUGAUGCUUCAGUAACAUGGUUUGAGUUUUUGCUUUGUCCCAUUAAAUUGCUGAUGCUUAAAACAGCUCCCAUUCACACUGUUUGCAUCCUAUCUUCUAUAAUCAAUCACCAGGUUGAAUGUGGAGAAAGGAGGGUUUCAUUAAAAAAAUGACUUCUUGUUGA
Cheilinus undulatus (humphead wrasse) is the source of this 3203-nucleotide messenger RNA. Its product is annotated as nucleolysin TIA-1-like. Lineage: Eukaryota; Metazoa; Chordata; Actinopteri; Labriformes; Labridae. Bases 170 to 1327 code for a protein of 385 amino acids. The transcript is spliced from 12 exons. Gene Ontology annotation, molecular function: mRNA binding. Gene Ontology annotation, cellular component: cytosol. The record is from RefSeq and is a predicted model, not a curated record.